CGGCCGGCCGCUACACCGCGUGGACGGUUACACGAUGCGCGUGCGGUGAAAACACAAUCGCGAUGCUGUUCGAGAGUCCCAACGCGAAACUGUUCCCGGCUUUCAACAUCCCGCCGCCCGUUCGGCUCAGUGGAGCCCUCGGCGUGGGGGUGGGAGUUGGAGGCGUGGAGGUCCUGGACGGCAGCCUGGUGGGUUCUGAGCUACAUGCUGCUCCCCAUCCAGUCCAUGUGCUUAGUGCCCAGCAUGCGGCAGCUGCCCCACAGCCACAACCACAACCUAUCAAAGCCUCCCCGUCAAGUGGUCGCUCCACACCAGCACCGACACCCACAAACACUGGCACCACCUCCCCAUCGCCGUCAAAGCUCUUUGUUGGCGGCCUCAGCUGGCAGACAAGUUCAGAGAAGCUCAGAGAAUACUUCGCUAUGUUUGGACCUGUCACCGAUGUGCUCAUCAUGAAAGAUCCGGUGACACAGAGGUCGCGCGGCUUCGGCUUCAUCACGUUCCAGGACGCUUCCUCCGUGGAUAAGGUCCUCGCCGUGCCGGUCCACACCCUGGACGGCAAGCGCAUUGACCCUAAGCACGCCACACCGAAAUCAGCGCCUCGGCCCGCGAAGACAAAAAAAAUAUUCGUCGGCGGGGUCGGACAGGACACAUCUGCUGAAGAAGUAAGGGCAUAUUUCUCGCAGUUCGGCCUCGUCGAAGAUGCCGUGAUGCUCAUGGAUCAACAGACUAAACGCCACCGAGGGUUCGGCUUUGUGACCUUCCAUUCAGAAGAGGCAGUGGAACGAGUAUGUGAUAUUCACUUCCAUACAAUUAAAAAUAAGAAGGUGGAGUGUAAGCGCGCUCAGCCGAAGGAAGCGGUCGCGGCCGCCCCGUUGGCGUUGGGUAAGCGAUUGGUCUUACGCCCUGGAAGGGGGCUGGUUUACGCCACAGCGGGGGGAGUCGGGCCGGUGCCUACUGUAGGGGCAGCUCACGCGUACAGAUAUGCUCCUUAUGCUUUACCAACUGCGGCGACUGCGGCCACGGCACUGGUUGCCCCGCCCGCCCCCGCUCCGGCGCCAACCUUACCCCAAUUCGGAGCUGCGUAUUCCCUGGCGGGCGUCGACAUGUCUUCUUUCCAAGGAGUCGACUGGGGAGCCAUGUACGGCCUUCCGAUGUAUAUCUAAAAUUUUCAUUUUGACAGCAAUAAAUAACCCCACCCGCCUAAAGGUUAGAGAAAGUUAGGUUGUAACUGCGGACGCAGCUUUUUUUCUUAUAAUAGUUCCUAUACUUUUUUUAGUUAAGAAUUUCUUGCCUCGAAGUGGCCACAAGCGGGAAUUAUCAGUAUUCAUUACUAAAAAGAAAUUUAAUAUAAGGUUGGCUCAUUAAAGUGUUAGGUUAAGUCAAUUUUUAAAAGCAAUACUUUGAACUUACGGGACUUAAUCAAAGAAUACGCAUUUCAUUUUUUUUUUGUUAAGAUUAUUAAGAAGGAUCUCAGAUAAUUUAGUUUUGAAAAAAAAAAGAAUUUUCUUAUUUACUCUCGUAGUUAGUGCACGUUUGGCAAUAUAUAAAAACAAUAUUAUUAUAUACAUUAAUAUACAUAAUCUUAAGAAGUGUAUAAGUAUAUAACGAAUCUCAUUGGCCGUACUUGUAUUUUUUUUUAUUAAAAAUAAAUUAUAGGCUAUUGCUGUGUGACGUGUGGCGCGACGCCAUCUUGUUUAUUCUUUAAAACUUCAAAUGGCCAAACGUUUCCCGCCAAUAUCAGUAUUAGAAAUUUGUGCCAUUCUUUUAUAUAAAAAAAUGUGCCAAAACGCGUUUUUUUUGAAACCAGUUAUGAGUAAGCAUGCUCAAUAAUUUACUAAAAUAAAGUUUGAUUUUUAUAAAAAGCUUCUACAUUUUACCCCUAAUGUAAUGCUCUGUACAAAAGGAAGUCACAAAAAAUUGUUCUCAAUACGUCAUACGAGUCCAGCUGUCAUAUUUAUUAAAACAUUUGGCGCAGGCGCCAAUGCGUUUUCAAAUUUCCCUGUAGCGUUUAGCAUGGGCUCAAAAUUUUAAUUAACCUUGCCCAAGCUGUCAUUUGCUCUAAAAAAUUAAGUUAUCCCUACAAGCGUGAGCAUAACCAUUGCGCACACUAUUGUCAUAGUGGCGCCAUAGUUGGUAGAUAUGAAGAACUCAACGAUGAAUUUCUGUCUCUGGACCACUAUAAAUCCGGUGUAAGAAGAGCCCUCAAUGGUUAUACUGUUUGUGUGUGGUAAUGGGUUCAUGUUAUGGUCGAAUGUUGAAAAGUGAGUCUAAGGUUGCUCCAUGAAAUUGCCGAUUGAAGAACAUUAAAACUCAACUUUUCCCCCCAAACACCAUCGUAACUUGAACCUUUGUUCACACAUCAAGACAAGACCACUAACAGCCUUUUUGCACAAGUUUAGUGGUCCAAAAACGGCACGGCAAUGCGGGUCGUAAUACUUCAAAACGCAUUGCUCUUCUAGUUCCGCUAUGGUCAGAUAAAAAAGAAUUGCACUAUUGGAAAGUGUGGUUACAUGAAAUCACGUCAAUUAAACUUUGGAGGCGCAAUUUGCGUCAGCGUCAUAACGUCACACGGCCACCCAUCGCAAUACUCUUCAUACAUAUCUCCAGAAGCAAUCUCACUACAUUAUUAUAAUAUUAUGUAUGGAUUUAUUUACGUAGCUAUUUUUAGUAUUACACUGUGUGGUAGUGGUUUUUUAAAGUUUUUUCGUGUACCCCUACUAUUAAUAUUAAAACGUGAUAAGCAUUCUUGUUACAUGUCUUUAAAACCAAUUUUGACAGGUCUUCAAUGGUUGUUAACUGAAAUUCUACAAAGGACCUCUUUUAAUAUUGUCAAAAUUGGUUUUUUUAUUGGGGUAAAAUUUGCAUUAAAAUUUGUCAAAUUACCCCUUGGUAAAAUAUUGUGGUAAACAUGGCAGACUUCUCCCAGUCUAGUAUUAAGAAUCCACUACCCCAGUUUAGCGUAUUUGACUAUAGAUUAGUUAAAGGGAAUGCUAACUAACACACAGAGUGUCACGUGACAAUAAGCUAAGUAUUUAAGCCGCUGUAGAUUGUGAUUGCGCCUGACUUUGCCUGGACUUAACCCCCCAUUUUGUCGUACUUACCCUUAUCUGUCUUCGAGUUUUUUAACAUUUGUCUAGUUAGUAAAAAAUCCCUCAUUAUCUUAGUUUAGUACGUACUGUACAAUUUAAUGUUCUGAGAUUAUACAUAUUUACUUCAAGCGCGACGUUCGCUACCAUCAAAGAUAAUCAAAAUUGGCCUCACGCCAUGGCCACUAGUAGCCAGGUACACACGCAACUAAAGCGAACGCAACUAAACAUGAAGAUCACGGCAUGAUGUCGUUGCCUACUUGUAGCUGUGGCGUAUGGUUUGUGCACAGCAACACCUACAUUUCAAUGCUGCAAAAAUUUUAAAAAUAUCAUUUUUUUAUACUCACUCGUUUAUAAAAAGUUUUAAACAUGGAAAAGAAAUAGUUAGAAUUUGUACACUGGGCGUCGUGCUUUUUGCACUGACAAGUUGUUGCGAAUAUUUCUUAACUAAUUUUAACAUAGUUUUUGAUAUUACCUUUUAAACUAAUAAAGUAGUAAAGGGUGAUUUGGUUGUCAAAAUGCGCGCGAUAUUAAUUUGACUGCGUUUGCCUUAUACGUUCUAUAUUUAGGACAACGUAGUCUCGCAUACUUCUUUGGUCGUCCAUUUUAUUAUACUUUAAAAAAUAAUAUUUAAAAUACUCAAGUUAUAUCUGGAUUAAGAUUUCAUUUAAUGUUUUGUUCAAAAAAAUUGGUCUUGUACAAUUCUUUUUGGAGGCACUUGAGCUUUUAUUUGGCGGACAUGUGGACUUAUUUAUAACUUUAUGAACCUGAGGCUCAUUCUACUUAAAAUUUCAAGUAAACUAAGUACUUAAUCUCAAGUAGCGUUAAGCAUCAUUCGAAAAGCAAUAUUUAAAAUUAAACAACUUAAAAUUUAAAAAAUUCUGUGAUUACUAAAGUAUUAUUAUAAAAGACGAUAGAGGUUGUGUUUGUGCAAUUCCUAGAUUUAAACGUGGACCUAGUUCACCUAUAUUUAUACCUGUAUCUUAAAAUAAUAUCCUCAAAUUUGAUUUUUUUAAAUACAGGUUUUUAAGUACUUAAAAAUAUCUCAAAAUUAUCGCUGUACUUAAAUAAAUACCCUUAAAUUUAAAUCUUAAAGUUAUCAUAAAUUUAAUUAACGUCACGGGUCACCGACAUGUUCAUUUCAUUUUGAUGAUUUUGUAAGAGAAAUGAAAGCUUGGUAAAAUUUGACGUUAGCGGCAUCAUCGAAUGUACCGAUGGGGCUAUAAUACUUUUAAAAAAGAAGAGGCUUGGAAAGAGACAACUAAAAUCUGUUUAAUUUAAAUUUUGACACGUUUUUUUAUACAGCUUAGACAAAAACCACAGACAAUAUAGGUGCAAAUAAUAAGACUACGGUCCAUAAUAAAUAGUGUCUGUGUUCGCACUACACGUCGAAACGAGCACUUUUUAUUUUUUUGAACUUCGAACUUCGUAUUUUAAAUUUAAAGAUUGAAUUCUGAAAUGCCCUAUUUCCCGACGUCAUCAUUAUAUUAUUUCGGUACUCCAGGCAAAGGCAGGCGAAGUAGAAGGCGAAUGCAUGCGGUAGCUUAGUCGGCUACAUUCCCCCGCCGGCCGACUCACAACUGUAACCCUUGCGUGUUGAUUUUUUCAUUAAUUUUAUGUACCAUAGAUAAUAUUUUUAUUUUGUACAAUAUGUACUUAGUUUUUUUCUGUUAUAUGUUUAAUAUAUUUUUUUUGUAUUAGUAAGUAGUUGUUCGUUCCCAGUGAUGUUUUUAAUAACAAUUUUCUUUAAACAAUAUUUUUUGGGGUUAAGUUUUACUCUGGAUUAAGCACAUGUACUAGAAAUUUCGUAUUAUAUUAAAAGGGUACAGUUACAUUUGAACUCGAGAGUACAAUUUAUCCCCGCUUAAAACAGUAUUUUCUAACCUCCUGUAUAUUAUUUUUUACACUUAUAGAUUUACUGUCUCUUUCUAAAUUUCAACACGCGAGGGCUACCGAUUGCUAUAUCACAUGUUCACCUAUCCUUAUAUAGCAGUAUUGUUAGUGUAAGUAGGUUUAGACCGCUGAGAUUAACGGCUAACGUCGUAUGUGCACCUCAAAAAUUAUUUUUUAAUAAUAUCCUCAAUUUUUCUUUACCUUACCCUCAAUUUGUUUAUUAUAAAAGACAGAUUGGAGAAGAUAUUUAUAAAAUUAGUAAUUCUGCA
Hyposmocoma kahamanoa is the source of this 5251-nucleotide messenger RNA. Its product is annotated as RNA-binding protein Musashi homolog 2-like. The record is from RefSeq and is a predicted model, not a curated record. Gene Ontology annotation, molecular function: RNA binding. Bases 63 to 1166 code for a protein of 367 amino acids. The transcript has 4 exons. Gene Ontology annotation, cellular component: cytoplasm. Lineage: Eukaryota; Metazoa; Arthropoda; Insecta; Lepidoptera; Cosmopterigidae.